UUCUUUCCAUCUAGACUGCUUAGAAUCAAGCCACUGUUGGUUGCUGUAUAGUUUUGGUUAUGACAAUAGCUGGAAUGGAUGUGAAGGUGGAAGCCAGUACGUAAAGAAGACAAACUAUUCUUCUGCCCCUUAUCUUGGUGUGAUGACAUGUAAUUCGACAAGAUACAAACUGUUUUUGAGUAAAACAGUUACCGGCACAUACUAUAACAUUGCUGAUACCGGUGGUAAUGGACAGGAUCACUGUGAACUUUUGGGGACUGCCCAGGAUGGUGUAUUGCCUAGAGACUACGAAAGUUCACCAAACACACAAGGCUUCUAUCGAAAUACAAGGGGAGGCACAUUCUCAUAUGGAACAAUAGGAUAUAGACCACAGCGGACAAAUAAAUGGUAUGAAAAAUGGAUCGAAUGUGGUGUCAGCAUACCGGGAAGUAACAGGGUCAUACCAAUGUAAACCCGCCGAAACCCUACUCUAUUUCUUAUGUAUUAUUAGAUAUAUCGUAAAAAAAU
Molecule: messenger RNA, 507 nt
Organism: Saccostrea echinata
Lineage: Eukaryota; Metazoa; Mollusca; Bivalvia; Ostreida; Ostreidae
Product: target of Nesh-SH3-like
Exons: 3
Coding region: 143-451 (102 amino acids)
Source: RefSeq, a predicted model, not a curated record